AGAUGCUUCGCUUCGUUUUGCUCGCUUUCCUCUUCGCUGCGGCGACGUCGCAGCAGGUGGCUCCGUGCAGGUGCGGCGCCUUCGUCACCGCCGACGCUGGGCAGCUCAUGCUGUACGAGCUUCCCCCUGUGGAAGUGCACAGCUGCGACCAGAACCAUCCUUGUCAGAACCGCUGCUUCGAGGAGUUCGAACUGCUGUCUGGAGGCGGCGACUUGGACUUCGUCACUUCCACCAACGCGACUGUUGGCGAGGUCUUGUGCGACGCGGCUGGAAUGGCCGUCGAUAGCGAAUACGUGUACGCCUACUCAGAGCUCUGCGACGGCCCCUGGGAGUGGACUGGCGACGUGACUCAGCAGCCCCUCUGCUGCACCGACGCGGCUGAGUACGUUCCCUGCUAGACGGGGACAGGAGCUCCGUAGUGAUGGUCUGCGUCUCCUCACAAAGCGUUCAUAGUAAAAUUAACAAAAUAAUAAUAAUAUUAAUAAAUAAAAUGAAUUAAAUAAAA
Penaeus monodon (black tiger shrimp) is the source of this 505-nucleotide messenger RNA. RefSeq lists its product as uncharacterized. Lineage: Eukaryota; Metazoa; Arthropoda; Malacostraca; Decapoda; Penaeidae. The transcript is spliced from 4 exons. The record is from RefSeq and is a predicted model, not a curated record. The coding region runs from base 3 to 398 and encodes 131 amino acids.